Messenger RNA from Adineta ricciae, 999 nucleotides. Lineage: Eukaryota; Metazoa; Rotifera; Eurotatoria; Adinetida; Adinetidae. The record is from the annotation of a GenBank genome assembly.
AUGAAUACAACACCGUCGACGCCGAAUUACAUUGAAAACUAUUACAUCGUUUGUUCGAUUUCUGGCUUUUUCGCUUUGAAUGCAGUUGUUCUCUCCUGUGUGAUAUUGAUUGUAACACGGCGCACCAAACCACGUCUUCACACAGUUCGACACAUACUGAUGUGUAAUACAUGUGUAGCCUCAAUCUUCUAUUGUAUUGUACAAAUUGUCAACUAUAUCUACCUCAUUUUUCUAUCGGAUGUAACAAGUGACAUCAGUUGUCGUUGGCGUGGAUAUUUUUCUUAUGUGACUAUCACUGGAGUUACUUAUUCAUUCUUAAUUCAAGCUGUCUCUCGACUAUUCAUUACCAUUUUCUCUGCGAACCAUAAAUGGUUGACAGCGUUUAAAGUUCAUCUGAUUUUAAUUGGUAUUCAAUGGAUUUUGGCCAUCUGUUUACCUUUACCAGCGAUCAUAACUGAUGAUAUUUACUUUCGUCCACGCGCCCUUUGUUGGGUACCAUUGAGAAGUUUACUGCAUGUUAUUUAUACGUAUGUUGUGUAUUACACUAUUCCGGCGGCAUUAAUCGGCGUUAUUUAUCUUCUGAUUUACUUUCGAGUGAGAGAAAUUUCGAAUCGGAAUGAAAUGUUGAUCGGAAUGAAAAAUAAUGAAAAACGUAAUCUUGAACUUCUUCGAAAUAUUUUAAUUCUUCUGUUUAUUUACUUCACUGGUGGCAUUCCAACACUUUUAUUUCUUCUUACUACAAAUCGAAUACUCUACUUGAUUGGCAUUGUCACUAUAUCAUUGACUGUCGCGAUCGAGAAAUUGUGUACAAUUGUUUUGGAUCGAGAACUUCAACAAGUGGUAAAACAGAUUCUAACAAGCAGAACGAAAGUUCUACCUAUCAAUAAUACACAAACUCAUGCACAGUUAGAUUAUCGCACACGUCCACAGCGAACUCCUAUGCCAGCAAUGGAGUCGUACGGUAAAAGGCCAUUACGCUGGCAUGAGACAGUGAUUUGA